Messenger RNA from Etheostoma spectabile (orangethroat darter), 5839 nucleotides. RefSeq names its product folliculin interacting protein 1 (gene fnip1). Lineage: Eukaryota; Metazoa; Chordata; Actinopteri; Perciformes; Percidae. The transcript is spliced from 18 exons. Gene Ontology annotation, cellular component: cytoplasm. Gene Ontology annotation, molecular function: protein-folding chaperone binding; ATPase inhibitor activity. The record is from RefSeq and is a predicted model, not a curated record. Bases 159 to 3977 code for a protein of 1272 amino acids.
AGCCAAUCAGAAAAAUGGAGUGGGUUACCAAGCAGCUCCCGUGACUAAUGUCUGUCAUAUGACUGUGACACCCAUGGAGACAGUUACAAGGAACAAGAUUUGCUCUUGGAUUUGAAAAGAAAAAGAGACCUUCUGUGCCGAAUUUAUUCUGGUGCAAAAUGCCUCCAACUCUCUUUCAGAAACUUUUCAACAAGAGAAAUGCGUUUUCGUCGCCCCCCCCGAGAUGUAGCAAAGAGGACCCAGCUUUCAGCUGGCCAGUCCCCCAGCUGGAGCCUAGUCAGAUCAGGCUGAUAGUGUACCAGGACUGUGAGAGGCGCGGCAGGAAUGUCCUCUUCGACUCCAAUGCCAAAAAGAGGGGCACGGAGGAAACCCCCGUCACGAGCAAUGAGGGCCAGGUGAAGAUGUUUGGAAAGUGCUGCCAGCUCCGUCCUACUGGAGGCAGCAGCAGCUCUCUGGACAGCUCCUCCUCCUGCACCUCGGAAACCAAGGAAACCAAGGAGCAGGGCAUCCGCUUCCAGGGUUCGAGAUGUUCGUCCGAUGUGGUAAUGCUGGGGGAAAUGAUGUUUGGCUCUGUGGCUAUGAGCUACAAAGGUUCUACUUUAAAAAUUCACCAGAUCAGAUCGCCACCUCAGUUGAUGUUGAGUAAGGUCUUCACCGCAAGGACGGGAGGCAGUGUGUACGGCAGCCUUAACACGUUACAAGACAGCUUAGAGUUCAUUGGACAGGACAGCAACACCCUAAGGCCCGAUCAAAACACCGGCCCCAACAGUCUCCUAGGGAACAUAGGAUUUUCUCAGCUCUGCAGCCCUCGACGGGCGUUCUCUGAACAGGGCCCUCUGCGCCUCAUCAAGAGUGCAUCUUUCUUUUCAGGCCACAGUCACCCCAUGGACAUGCCUGGCCGAGGGCUUCACGACGAGAGGGACAGCGGCAUCGCCAGGUCAGCUUCUCUGAGCAGCCUCUUGAUCACACCCUUCCCCUCUCCUGGCUCCUCCCUGACCAGCAGCUGCGCUUCCAGUUACCAGCGCCGAUGGCUCCGGAGCCAAACCACCAGCCUGGAAAACGGCGUCUUCCCCCGAUGGUCAGUCGAGGAGAGCUUUAACAUGUCUGAUGAAAGCGGUGUACCAAGCCUUGGUGUGGCUCGGAAGAAGAAGAUUGCCAUCGGGGUAAUCUUCAUGCUGUCCCCCAACCCUGAGGAGAACAACCGUUUCCAGGAUUUCUUUUUCUCCCACUUCCCUCUCUUUGAAAGCCACAUGAACAAACUCAAGAGCGCUAUUGAACAGGCCAUGAAGAUGAGUCGGCGGUCAGCUGAUGCCAGCCAGAGGGCUUUGGCCUACAGCCGAAUGGUGGACGGACUGAACGAGUUCAGGAUGACCAUCUGCGACCUUUACACCAUGCCCCGGGUGGCUGAACCCGUCUGGUUGACUAUGAUGUCUGGAACGUCGGAGAAGAACCAGCUCUGCGGUCACUUCAUGAAGGAGUUCUCCACGUUGAUGGAGCAGGCCUCCAAGAACCAAUUCCUCCCCGCGUUAUUAACAGCCAUCCUGACCAAUCAUCUGGCCUGGGUGCCCACCGUCAUGCCCAAUGGGCAGCCUCCAAUCAAGAUCUUCCUGGAGAAACACUCCUCCCAGAGCGUCGACAUGCUGGCAAAGACGCAUCCUUACAACCCACUUUGGGCACAGCUAGGAGACCUGUAUGGGUCCAUUGGAUCACCUGUGCGGCUGUCGAGGACAGUGGUGGUAGGCCGCAGGCAGGAGCUGGUCCAGAGACUCCUCUAUGUCCUCACAUACUUCAUCCGCUGCUCUGAGCUGCGGGAGACCCACAUGCUGGACAGCGCUGAGGAUGAGGCCAUUGUCAUUCCCGGCUCCCUCAUCACCACCUCCCUAAGGAAAGGAGAGGUGGAGGAGUCAGACUAUGUCCUGGUUACUGUCCAUAAACCCAGCGGGGAUUACUUGUCUCAAGGGGCCCACAGUCGGCAGACCGAAGCAGAGGACAGCAGCUACCCUUCAGACCAGAGCAGCACAUACACAGACACAGAGGUGGAGAAUGGCGCCAGGGACACGAAUGAGGAUGAAGAGGAGGAGGACAGCAGUGAGAGUCAUGGGUCCAGGAGCAGUGUGCUUCAGACGGGACAAAGCCAGGGUAACAACCCUGUUAUCAGGACUGUAGAAGCAUCUGAAACCAGGGAGUCUUGCAGCCCAAUAGCCACAGAUACCCGACUGGAGACAGUGCUGCGUGUUGGCUCGGCAUCACCCAGGGAGCAGGUCUGUGUGCUGGAUACAGAGACCAAGGGAGACCUAAAACUUAUUGUCCCAUCCAUACCCACGACCCUGGCAUCAAGUCCACCCCGAACUCCUGUUACUACAGAAGAUAAAAACUCUGAGGCAGAGCCUGGGGUGGAAGCGGGCAUGGGGAGCCAGCCCACCAGAGUGCUGGCUCCUCGGCCCUUGGGGGUCCCUCUAGAGAAGAAGCCUCCAGAUAAGACCCUGGCUUCUGCAGUGCCAGUACCAUUGAUACCGGGAAACACCAUGACAGGGCCCAUGGCUUUGUCUCUAACAGAAGAGGAGGAGAUGGCAUCAAAGGUCACUUUCCUUAUUGGAGACUCCAUGUCUCCUGAGUCUGACACAGAGAGCCGCAGAAGGAAGGUGGAUGAGGAAUUCAAAAAGCACAAGAAACACCUCAAGGACAAGCAUCCACUUCCCCAGCAGCUGUUGUUGCUGCAGCAGCAGCAUUACGGGCAACAUUAUCAACAGCAACCGCAGUAUCUGCAGAGAGUUGCAGAUUUAAAGACCAGCAACACCAGUGCAUCAGAGGACCAAACCAAACAGACCAAGUCGGCUCCUGCCCUGCAGCGGGUGUCCAGUACGAUGCCUCCCUGGAGCCUAAAUCAUAUGGAUGAUUUUGAAGAGUAUUUUAGCCCAGAAAACCCUGUAGAGACUAGGACUAUAGACGAUGUGGCCAAACGACAAGAGGCCAGCACCACAGACAGUAUGCACAAAGACUUGCUGGACCCCUCGGGAGUCCGCUGUACCAGGGACUUAGGGGGUCACAGCUUUCAGGGUGCAGUCACGGGUCGGGGUUUGGGUCUCUGUUUAGGUUCUGGUAGUGGUGAGGCAGGGUCCAGCAGGAAGAAAGACACUUUUUUAGAUGUCCAGAGGAGGUGCAGGUGUGGGUCUACAGACUCCUCUGACACCUGCUGUUGCAGGGGCUGUUCUGCUGAGCAGGACAAGGGUCCUCUGUUGUCAGUCUCCAUCCCACAGGAUGGAAACGGCAACAGCAAAGAUGACCAAAAGUGUAAGGUGGUACCUGUCAAUGACUGGGAGAUACCACGCAACGAGAGCUCAGACAGUGCGCUGGGGGACAGUGAGAGUGAGGAGACAGAGGAUUGGCAGGAGGAAGUGCUGGUGCCCUUCCCAGGGUCAAAGUUGGUAGAGAACUACUCAAAGCCAAGCAUUGCCAAUUUUGGCCGGUCUCUGUUUGGAGGCUACUGCCCCACCUACGUGCCAGACUUCGUACUGCAUGGGUUGCCAAGUGACGAGAAGCUACGGCAGUGCCUCAUGGCUGAAUUAACUCAUGCUGUUCAGCAUCCAGUACUGGAUGAGCCCAUAGCGGAGGCCGUCUGCAUUAUAGCAGACACAGACAAGUGGACAGUGCAGGUGGCCAGCAGUCAGAGACGAGCCACCGACAUCAACAAGCUGGGGAAGGAAGUCCUGGUUUCCAACCUGGUUUCCAGCUUAUUGCAAUCCACUCACCAGCUCUACAAACUCAACCUCUCACCCAACUUUUGUAUAAUGCACCUUGAGGACCGCCUGCAGGAAAUCUACUUUAAGAGUAAGAUGCUUGCUGAGUAUUUGAAGGGCCAGACACGAGUCCAUGUGAAAGAACUGGGCAUGGUCUUGGGAAUCGAGUCCAGCGACCUUCCCCUGUUGGCUGCAGUGGCCAGCACUCACUCCCCUUAUGUGGCCCAGAUCCUACUAUGAGACUGUAAUGGCACUAAGGUCCCAAGCAGUGACCUGUCUGAGGACGUGCCAGUCUGGCACCAAAAACGGCCAUCCAUGGUUCGCCCCGACAUGGUCUUCUGACCCACAUGCCUGAGCGAAGUAGGAUCUGAGCCUUAGCAGUGCACAUCUUUACGGACCACAGCCAGCUUCUCCCUUCACUACCACUGCUGCUGAAUGUGGUGCAAUACAGAUGUUGCACCACAGGGAGGAACUAGAGACCACAGUCCCACAGAUGGAGUGAUGCUCUGCAGAUAACUGAAGUAUCCCUGAAAUGACCUUCUCCAGUUGUUUGAAUGUUUCUUUUAAAGCAGAACUUUUUUUUGUUUUUGGACACAAAAGCCAAAGACUUUAUACAUUUUUCCAGUUGAGAAUGAGACUUUAACCUAACAUAAAAGUGGUCCACAGCAUUUGAAAGCUGGGAACCUGAGGAUUUGACAUGCAGCUCAGCACUGUGUCAAGUUCUUCAAGUCAUAAAUAUUAAGUCAUUUAAUUAAUUCGUUUAAACACAUCCUGAAAGCGUAUAAGGGCUUAUUACAUUAUGAAAUGAAUUCAUGAAGGCCAUUCUCAUGUCACUUAAGUUGUUGCAGAAGUCUUUGAGUUGAUACCAUUUGGUAUACAGAUUUGGUGAAAAAUGUAACCAUUUUAAAAACUUUUAUCAUUUGGAGAUUUCUGCAAGAAUUGCAUUUUUUGGCGAUUGGCUGGGGAGCCCUUUUGUUCUGGAUACGGCUGAGAUACUCACUUAUAGCUAAUAUCAGAAUCAGAAAUACUUUAUUGAUCCCCAAAGGGAAACUCUUUGUUGCAGUUGCACAAAUAUUAUAAUUUAUAAUUUAAUAAUAUACCUAUGAAAGUUUCAUGUGAUUAUGCUGGAGGUCACAAAAGGUAAUUUAUACAUUGACUCAAAUUUUAGAAAAUGAUGACUAUCAUCACACAGAAACACAAUUUCUCUCAUUGCAUCUACAAGAGGCUCUUUGCAGUCGUACCAAAUUUAAGCAAAUCCAAGACCACAAAAUGCAGAAAUAUAUUAGUACACCAUUUUAGAAUAUUCUGCAUGAGAGACAACUGCAUGGUUAAUGCCCAAACUGCAUGGGAUUAGCAUGAAGUGGGCAUGUCUGUAAGGAGAGACUCAUGGGUAGUCUCGCAUUGCCCCAGGCACUCUCUACAGCGCUGCGGAGAAAGGUCUGGCAACAGGAGCAUACACUUCUGGAUAGAAGGGGAAAAAAAUGGUCAGGGAUUGUUUUCAUUUCUUUAAAUCAAUCACAAUUGUUGUGGGCGGCGCCAAGCUCAUCGCUGCGAGCGUGGCUCUGCGAAAUAGUGUUGGAAAGGAACUUGCACCUGCAAAACAAAACGCCUCAUAUAAGAUUAAAAAAAAGUUCUCACAAUACAGUAACAUGAGCUAUUUAAAUUAGCUAGAUACAUGGUUAAAUGUAAUUUGCUUUUACCAAUAUAUCGCCAUGUGUAUUUUGUCCAUAGUAGAUCCCCGCCUAUAGCUCCCAACAUGUCCCAGUUAGAGAGUGAAUACCGUAAACAUAUUCUUUGUAAAUCCUUACAAUCAUUCCCCAAACAAACCAAGCUGGCCUGCCUUGUCGCACGAUCCAAAUGGUCUUCAAAAAUUGCCGUUUUCAGCGUGUAACGUUGCUCAGAGGUUCCGGUCGCUGUUGCGUGAUGGGACCAGAGAACACAAAGAAAGCAAAAAGUGAGGGACAUCCGGCGGAACUUCCAGCGGCACCGGAACUGUCUGGUGAAGGAACCGGCGUUGAUCCAGACUAACUCGCGGGUAACCCAUAGAACCCAUUUUCAUUCAGACAUCUUGAGAUGAGAGGUCAAAGGACCCAUUGUAAAAU